CGCGCGUUUUAACCUCCAAAACUAAACUUUACUAAACUGUAAACUCCAAAAAAACUUAACUGCGCACGAAGUGUAUAUACAGAUAUAUAAUAUUGUGUGUAUAUCCUAAAAAGCUUAUUCCCAUCGCGAAUGCAUAGACUUAUUAUGCAACAGCUUUUUUUUUAAAGCGCCGACGAGCGACGACCUUUUGGUGAGAGAGACCGGUGACGACGAAAACGACGACCUCGGGUCCGAGGAACCUCUCGAGCGCUAUACAAGAGAAUUAAAACAGGAUGACAUUCACGGGCCGUUAAGCGUUGCUGCCUGGAAAAAUUAUCAUGAUACUUUCCUUAUCAUCUAAAUUCAGUCGAAAACUGUCAUGCUUGCCCCCAUCGAAAAUUGUUGCUGUCACAUAUUCCACCAGCUCGACACAGACAAAACAAAAGAUCCAGAACUCAGAAUACAGAGAACCACCAUGCAUAACAAUAGGAAAAGAUUUCAAACCACCUACCUUUGUCCUAAAUUCAAAGUUUGUGGUACCUCCUGAUAUAACCUACCCAAGUCUGGAAGAUAAACAAAGUACUGAUCAACCAGAUAAAGAGAAUGAAACCAAGACUAUAAAACUUUGGAAACUGGGAAACAUAGAACUCGAUCCUACGAAGCUCCAUAAGUAUUGUCUUAUGUUGUCAAAAAUAAGAUUGACAUCUCUAGUCGUUAUUACCGCUAUGGGUGGUUACACACUUGCUCCAGGGCCAUUUGAUAUUACAACAUUUUUGGCAUGUUCAGUUGGUACAGGGUUAGUUUCAGCAGCUGCUAAUGCUGUCAAUCAAUCCAUGGAAGUUCCUUUUGAUGCUCAAAUGGCACGAACAAAAAAUCGAGUUCUUGUCCGCGGUUUGCUCGCUCCGGAACACGCGAUGUGGUUUGCGGCAUUAUCUGGUGCUAUUGGAGUAACUCUUUUAGCAUAUCAAGUCAAUACUUUAACAGCUAUUUUAGCAGGUGCUAAUUUAGUACUGUACACAUCGAUUUACACACCUCUCAAAAGAGUCAGUAUACUAAACACAUGGGUUGGCUCGAUUGUUGGAGCAGUUCCACCUCUAAUAGGUUGGGCAGGCUGUAUCGGCACUAUAACGGUACCUGGUGCUUGGAUAAUGCCCGGCAUGCUGUAUGCAUGGCAAUUUCCACAUUUUAAUGCCUUGUCAUGGAAUUUGAAACCAGAUUAUUCAAAAGCUGGCUAUAGAAUGAUGGCUGUUAGUAAUCCCGAUCUGUGUCGCAGGACAUCUUUAAGAUAUACCAUAGUACUCACAGCACUUUCUUACCUAGCACCAGUUUUGGACGUAACAAAUUGGUGGUUUGCACUGGCAUCAACGCCUUUGAAUGCCUAUUUUCUGUAUCUUGCAUGGGAGUUCAAAAAGCAGGGUGAUGCACGAACGUCGCGAAAAUUGUUUCGAUUUUCAUUGAUACAUCUGCCAAUUUUAAUGACCAUGAUGCUCGUUUGUAAAAAAAAAUGGUUCACCAAUACAGAUAAGAAGGAUAAAUCGCAAACAACUGAAUUAAAGGAAAAAAGGAACCUUAUUGAAGCAAUAACAAGCGUGAUUCAGCCGACAUCUGCUUAAUUCGACUUAGCCUAUAGUGCAAAUCUUUAAUGCAAUGUUUCAUUGAUAUUUGUACAUUUGUAAAAAGACAAACCCGAAUGAUUUUGUAAACUAAUAAACAAAAUCUUGUAUUAUAAACGACGUAUGAUAUUGAUUGUGGUGAUAAUAAAAGAAUCUAUUAAGU
Molecule: messenger RNA, 1755 nt
Organism: Copidosoma floridanum
Lineage: Eukaryota; Metazoa; Arthropoda; Insecta; Hymenoptera; Encyrtidae
Gene: Cox10
Product: Cytochrome c oxidase assembly factor 10
Biological process (GO): heme A biosynthetic process
Cellular component (GO): membrane; mitochondrion
Molecular function (GO): protoheme IX farnesyltransferase activity
Source: RefSeq, a predicted model, not a curated record